CUCCCUCCUCCAUCCCUUCCCCGUCCCUCGCCUCGCCCGCAUCGGCCCAUGUCUCUCUCCUCCGCCGGCCACCACCCCCUCCCGACCCGACCAACCCCGAACCCCACUUCCGAUUAGAUGCAACACCACCACCACCUCCCCACCGCCGCCGCCUCCGCGCCGGAGCCGGCGGCGGACACCCCGCCCCCGCCGGUCCCCGAUCCCUCCUCCCUCCGCAUCCACAUCCCGUCGAGCCCGCACCACGCGCUGCCCUCCACCCCGCACAAGCGCCCCGUCGUCAUGACCUCCUCCUCCUCCUCGUCCACCCCCACUCGCCCCUCGCCGUCGCCCUUCACCCCGCCGCGGAGGCGCAAGGUCCCCGCGCCCGCGCCCCCCGCGGGGGAGGCCGCGGCCAGGCACCUCCUCCGCUGCCUGCACCUCCGCCUGCGCAUCCUCCUCCUCAUCUCGCUCCCCACCCUCUACUUCCUCUCCCCGACCCCCGCCAUCCUCCCGCGCUCCCUCCUCGCCGACUUCCUCUCCGCCGCGGCCUUCUCCUGCGCGCUACUCCUCCUCCUCUGCCUCUCCCUGCCCCGCCUACCCUUCGCGCUGCCGCUCCCGCUCCGCCGCGCGCGCCGAUCCCCGAUCCUCUGGUCCAUCGGCUCCUCGCCCUCCGCGUCGGCGACCUCCCCUACCACCGGCCAUUUCGUCCAGGUGUACAGCAACGGCGACGUCUACGAGGGCCAGUUCCACCGCGGCCGCUGCACGGGCAGCGGCGUCUACUACUACUACAUGAGCGGGAGGUACGAGGGGGACUGGGUCGACGGCAAGUACGACGGCUUUGGCGUCGAGACCUGGGCUAGGGGGAGCCGGUACAGGGGCCAGUACCGCAAGGGGCUCAGGCAUGGCUACGGUGUCUACAGGUUCUACACCGGGGAUGUGUAUGCAGGGGAGUGGUCCAACGGCCAGAGCCAUGGGUAUGGCGUGCACACCUGUGAGGAUGGCAGCCGGUACAUGGGAGAGUUCAAGAGGGGUGUCAAGCAUGGCCUCGGCCACUACCAUUUCAGGAAUGGUGACACCUACGCUGGAGAGUACUUUGCUGAUAGGAUGCAUGGCUUUGGAGUCUACAGUUUUGCCAAUGGCCAUAGAUAUGAGGGAGCAUGGCAUGAGGGCAGAAGACAGGGUUUAGGCAUGUACAGUUUCAGGAAUGGAGAGACGCAAGCUGGGCACUGGCAAAAUGGAGUUCUCGAUACGUUAAGCACUCAGAACUUUAUCCCUGGAUCGCCUAUUGCUGUGAACCAUUCCAAGGUCCUCAACGCAGUGCAGGAAGCGAGAAGAGCUGCAGAGAAGGCCUAUGACAUCCCAAGAGUAGAUGAUAAGGUGAACAGGGCUGUUGCAGCAGCUAAUAAAGCAGCCAACGCAGCCAGGGUGGCUGCUGUGAAGGCUGCACAAAAGCGCAUCCCCAAUAACGGCGAUGAUCUACCACUGUCAGUAGUGUGACAAUGAUGCCAACACAAGGUUGGCAUGAAGCUGCUUCGCGAUGCCAUCGCAUCACCAAAUGCCCGACAAAACCUCUGGCUUCCUGGUAGGGGAUGCCGCUGCUCAAUCAUCGGGCCAUGGCGGCAUUUGAGUGACUGCCCGCUGAUUUCAGCUUUGAGAGCAGACCAAGUUUGCUGCCACCCCUUACAUACAUCUUUGUGGUGACUUUUGCGACGUAGCAGAACUCCUGCUCGGAGAACUUUCCAUUGUCGAAGGCAACUGGUUGAGGUCAGUAUUAGGUCCCCCCUGCUUUUUCUUCAGUGUAAUACUCACCCUAUGUUAGAGAUAUGAUGAUGUACACCCCAACAUCUGGAGACAAAACAUGUUUCUUGUCUCUCUUCAAGCAUGUACAGAACCUACAUGUUUCGUGGUUGCCGGCCGUGCUGGUUGGAGAUACCUUCAGCCCUUCACGUUCCGCCCGCCACUGGUUGUACUUUGUACCAGAACGCAUAAAGAUAUGACGAUCAUGAGUGCCUCCUGUCGUUUUGGUGGUUGAUGUUACUGUAAAUUCAAA
Messenger RNA from Panicum virgatum (switchgrass), 2029 nucleotides. Its product is annotated as phosphatidylinositol 4-phosphate 5-kinase 4-like. Lineage: Eukaryota; Viridiplantae; Streptophyta; Magnoliopsida; Poales; Poaceae. The record is from RefSeq and is a predicted model, not a curated record. The transcript is spliced from 3 exons. Bases 118 to 1476 code for a protein of 452 amino acids.